AUGGUUCAACAGCAAAUUGUUAUGAUUGUUGGAGAUUAUGUGGAGGAUUAUGAAGCAAUGGUUCCUUUCCAAGCUUUGGAAAUGAUUGGUCAUCAAGUUUCUGUCAUUUCUCCAGGAAAGAAGAAGGGUGAUAAGGUGGUUACUGCUGUUCAUGAUUUUCUUCCAGGAGAACAAACUUAUACGGAAUUGAAAGGACAUAAUUUUCAAAUUAAUGCUGAUUUUGAUGAAGUAUUGAAUAAUUUGGAUCGAUAUGGAGCUAUUGUUCUUCCAGGUGGUAGAGCUCCAGAAUAUUUAAGAUUGAACGAUAAUGUUUUGAAUAUUGUCAAACAUUUUGUUGACUCCAACAAGCCCAUUGCAUCGAUUUGCCAUGGACCUUUGAUUUUAACUGCCAUUCCAGGAGCCAUCAAAGGCAAAAAGAUUGCAGCUUAUUUUGCUUGUAAACAUGAUAUCAUCAAUGCUGGAGCUGAAUGGGUGGAUUGUAAGGCAGAUGGUGCAGUUGUUUCUGGAAACAUUGUCACUGGUGUUGCAUGGCCAGGACAUCCUGAAUGGUUGAGAGCUUUUAUUCAACUUUUGGGAACCAAGAUUGAAUUGUAA
This is a messenger RNA of Naegleria lovaniensis, 594 nucleotides long. RefSeq lists its product as uncharacterized. The record is from RefSeq and is a predicted model, not a curated record. The coding region runs from base 1 to 594 and encodes 197 amino acids. Lineage: Eukaryota; Heterolobosea; Eutetramitea; Acrasida; Naegleriidae. The transcript is spliced from 5 exons.